This is a messenger RNA of Myripristis murdjan (pinecone soldierfish), 2237 nucleotides long. Its product is annotated as mitochondrial folate transporter/carrier. The coding region runs from base 286 to 1260 and encodes 324 amino acids. The transcript is spliced from 7 exons. The record is from RefSeq and is a predicted model, not a curated record. NCBI's taxonomy places the organism in Eukaryota, Metazoa, Chordata, Actinopteri, Holocentriformes, Holocentridae. Gene Ontology annotation, biological process: transmembrane transport; nucleotide transport.
CAUGGUCUUGACAUCAGUACGAGCAACAAGGUCGAGCUAAUGUGCUGUAGCUUGGCAUACAUAAUGUAAUAUUGCCUCAUGUGAAAAACGUGGUUAACUAACAUGCGUUGAAAAUGAGGAGGAUACGAGGAGUUAAUACUUUAUCGGUUAGCGUAGCGUAUUUCCAUCUGCCUGCGAUGUCAACGACUUGUUACCGCCUGUAUGCUGUAGAGUAACACCUUUGCUAGCCACCAACGUGAACAAGUUGUCAACAUAUAAUAGCUGCCGUCGGCUAGCUGGUUAACUAUGAGCUCCACCGCAAACCACGAUAACAUGACAGGGGCAGGACCCCCCGGCGUCAGUCAAGCCGACUCUGCUGUCUCCAUAGCCGGACGUGUGAAGCAGGUCUACAGCCAUGUGAGGCUGGAGAACCUGGUUGCUGGACUCAGUGGAGGAGUGGUGUCUACACUGGUGCUUCACCCUCUGGAUCUGGUCAAAAUCAGGUUUGCAGUAAGUGACGGGCUGGAGUUAAGACCUAAAUAUAAUAGCAUUCUGCAUUGUAUGAAGAGCGUCUGGCAUCAGGAGGGGCUGAGAGGACUCUACCAAGGAGCGACACCCAACAUUUGGGGUGCUGGAGCCUCAUGGGGUCUCUACUUCCUCUUCUACAAUGCUAUCAAAGCAUACACAAAGGAAGGUCGGCAAACUGAGCUGAGUGCCACAGAACACCUGGUGUCUGCAGCUGAAGCAGGUAUACUGACACUCACCCUAACCAACCCAAUCUGGGUGACAAAGACUCGGUUGGUGCUGCAGUACAGUGCUGACCCAACCAGUAAACAGUAUAAGGGCAUGUUGGAUGCUCUGGUGAAGAUCUACCGCCAUGAGGGACUGCCUGGAUUAUACAGGGGUUAUGUUCCUGGUUUAUUUGGUACCUCUCAUGGAGCUCUGCAGUUCAUGGCCUAUGAGGAGCUUAAGCGAGACUACAACAAAUACAAGAAAAUGUCCUCAGACGAGAAGCUGAAUCCACUGGAAUAUAUUACAAUGGCGGCGCUAUCCAAAAUAUUUGCUGUGGCGACAACAUACCCAUAUCAGGUGGUGCGAGCGCGCCUACAGGACCAGCACAAUAAAUACAAUGGGGCCAUCGAUGUCAUUAGGCGGACAUGGAGGAACGAAGGUGCUGUGGGUUUCUACAAAGGCGUUGCCCCCAACUUGAUCCGUGUCACUCCUGCCUGCUGUAUCACCUUUGUAGUUUAUGAGAAUGUGUCUCGCUUCCUGCUGGGCUAAAGCAAAUGAAGCCUGACAGUGAGCCGUGGACAGCAGCGGGGAGUCUGAGGCCACACUGGCCUGUGGGCGACAGGACAGAGAUGCAGAGAAGAAAAUCGACAUUGGUUACGCAUGCAUGUUCAGAGUAGCCCAGCUAUGGGCCAUACUCCAUUUAAGGUUGUGUAAUGACUUGACAUGCAUCAACCAGAGAGUGGAUUAUCUGAGCAGCUGGGUUACAAACGGAAUGCUCUGUGUGUAUAAGCCUAGCCAAUGUGUACACCAUUCAUUUGCACUGAAGACUUAGGAAUUACCAAGUAAAGGAACAGCGUUGGUGCCAUUUUUGCAAGAGAAACCAGCAGCAAGUCCAAUAACGAGAGGUGGAUUUUUCUCUGAACAUGAAUUCUGGAUUCUCAGUGAAAAGUGACAUGCUCGUCUCCAGCUCAGAUGCAUCACCAAACAACCUUGUGGGAGACAAAGGUUGCAUGCAACACCAACCCACAUUGGAGGCUGAAAUGAUGGUCACUACUUUUUAAAACUGUGAUAUGUACGUCAGCGUUUCAUGGUGAUAUUAAAUGAGUUCAAAGAUUUCAUUGUAGUUGUGUUUACAUCAUAUGUAUUCUGCAUGGUAGUUGAAAAGGACUUAGACUCAAACGCACAAUGCUGUUAUAUGCAGCGAAAGGCACAUCAGGUUUCUCAGGUUACCGUUUGCAUAUAUGUGAUAUUAAUUUGUUUAUAUUUAAAUUCUCUUGUAUGGGCAAACUAACUACAAAAUCUGCAAGGAAACACGUAUUGUUCCUCAAAUCUUACUUGAUUUCAGAAACAUCACAGGUCAUUUCAGCAUUUUUUUAAUGAUCGUUUUUUGUUGGAGUCCUGUUUUUCCCCACAGCAAAUGCUGUUGCAUUGUCGUAACAUCAUUUUGUUAUCAGCUUUGAAUUAUCUGUGUAUUCUCAUGUCUUACACACAUACAAUAAACAUUUUAUUUUGUGGCUGUGAUGGAA